UUUAUUUCAAAAGUGGUGUUUUUCAAAGUUUCUUCUUAUUUUAUGUAAUUAGUUAUAAUUAAAUAUCAAUCUAAUCAAGUUAAAUGUCUUUUUCAACUUUUUUAAAUUAAAUUUCAUUUAAAUAUUAAUAUAAUUUACAAGAUUUGUCUUCAAAAGCAGUUUAAUACUGAUUCAAAUAAAAUGUAUUCAUGAUAAUUAAUCACUCCCUCAUAAAAUAAUAGAAUAUUAGAUAUUAAUAACUAAACGCUUAUUUCAAAAUGAGUGUAGAGCAACGUUUAGAAACUCCAACAACAAUGAUUUCAAAUAAAACACCAACAACUGUAAAAAUUAGACAGCAUUUUAGCUUCAAACCUCUACCUGUUAUUGAAGAUGCUAGUGAUAAUGAUGAGCCCCCAAAAGAUCCUCUUCAAGAACUUUUAAAACAAACAUGGGAUAUACAUGGAGUCUCACCACUAUUUCAAUUCAAUUAUCAAAGUGAACGACAUCUCAAACUCUAUGGAAAAAAAUUAAGAGAAGAGAUAGCAUCGUUAUUACCUAAAGAUGACAUGAAAUAUUCUGUAAAGUUUGAAGUUGAUGCAAACAUAGAUCCAAGACCAAAUGCGACAGAUCCACCAGCGAUAAAAAUCCAAGUGUUCGCAGAGAAUAUCGAAAAAGAAACACAAAAAUGUUUAUAUACUGGUAUUUUAGUAUCUUGGGGAUCAUCACUAGUGGAACUAGAUAAUGAAAAUACUGUAAAAUUACCACUAUUGUUAUGUCGAGGAAAUAAAACUGCGAUUAGAGCAGUUCAUAUGACAUUAGCAAGAAUGUUUGAUUGUGUAAUAAUUCAACUACUAGCCACAGAAGAGGAUUUAAGGUGGCUUGCUCCAAUUAUAUUAAAUUUUAAUGAUAACGAAAAAGAUACGAAAGGACUUAUGAAAUUUGAAUAUAAAAUACCCGGCCUAGCUUCAUCUGAUGAUAUUAGUUUUUCUUGGGAAAUUUCUGUACUUAUUAAAUUAUGGACGGCAAUAUGUGAGAAUGAUAUGAAUGAUAGUUUUAAUGGAAAUGACUUCACCUUACCGCACGUUGAUCGUUUUUAUCAAAUUUUGCACAAGCAGAUUUUACAGGACGCAGGUCUACAAAUAGGAUUUAGUAAAUUAUGUAAAAUUAGUCUUCCUUAUAUAACGAUUGCCGAAAAUAGGAUGAAGGCUUCAACAUCACAAGUUCUAAAUAAAGUACUCUUAUUUUUUAACGAAAAAGCAACUGAACUAUUACAUUUAUUGAAUUGUGAUGUAUCUAGAAAUAGUAAUAUUUCCAAUUAAUAUUUUAAAAAAAAUUUAGUAAUAUAAAAUAAUAAAUUAUUAAAAUUUCUAAUAUAUAUAUAUACAUACAAA
This is a messenger RNA of Chelonus insularis, 1370 nucleotides long. Its product is annotated as centromere protein L-like. The record is from RefSeq and is a predicted model, not a curated record. The coding region runs from base 258 to 1298 and encodes 346 amino acids. The transcript has 5 exons. Lineage: Eukaryota; Metazoa; Arthropoda; Insecta; Hymenoptera; Braconidae.